This is a messenger RNA of Diorhabda carinulata, 982 nucleotides long. It is a transcript of the gene Ykt6, whose product is annotated as synaptobrevin homolog YKT6. Gene Ontology annotation, molecular function: SNAP receptor activity. Lineage: Eukaryota; Metazoa; Arthropoda; Insecta; Coleoptera; Chrysomelidae. The transcript is spliced from 3 exons. Bases 216 to 812 code for a protein of 198 amino acids. The record is from RefSeq and is a predicted model, not a curated record. Gene Ontology annotation, cellular component: Golgi apparatus. Gene Ontology annotation, biological process: endoplasmic reticulum to Golgi vesicle-mediated transport.
UGCAAAGUAGAGUAAGUGGGGAUAAUUGAAGUUUCGAGGGCUGGGAAAGUUUUAUUGAUAUCAUUUUUUAUAAAUAAAUUUUUGAUAGCAUUUUAUAAAUUAAAUUAUUCAAUUUUAGCUCAAAAAUUUAUGAUUUGAUAAUAAUUUAUAAUUUGUUAUCCCUCAAAGUAGUUUAUAGUUAUGCAAUUGGAUAGCUAAAAUAAACAGAAAAAACAAUGGUGAAGGUUUAUUGUAUUAGUGUUUUAUAUAAAGGACCUUCAAAUGCAAAAUGGUUAAAAUCCGCUUUCGAUUUACAAAGUUUUAGCUUCUUUCAAAGAGGAUCAGUUCAAGAGUUUAUGUCAUUUUUUUGUAAAACUAUUGUUGAAAGAACUAUACCAGCUUCCAGACAGACUGUUAAAGAAGGAGAAUAUUUGUGUCAUGUUUAUGUGAGAGCAGACAAUUUGGCUGGAGUUGUAGUAACAGAUCACGAGUACCCAUCUAGAGUAUCACAUACUUUAAUCACAAAAAUUUUGGACGAAUUUCAAGCAAAAUUUCCCGCAGCCAAUUGGCCAGCUCUAGAAGAAAGAGAUGUUGUAUUUCCUCAAUUAAAUACUUAUUUAGCCAAAUACCAAAAUCCUAGUGAAGCUGAUGCUUUGACAAAAAUACAAGAAGAUUUAGAUGAAACCAAAAUUAUACUGCACAAUACCAUACAAGCAGUAUUAGAAAGAGGAGAAAAAUUGGACGAUCUAGUGAGUAAGUCUGAAGGUUUAAGUAUACAGUCAAAAGCCUUCUAUAAAACAGCAAAGAAAACAAACAGUUGUUGUAAUUUUUAAGUAGUAUUUAUGUACAUUCCUUUAUAAAUGUUUAUAUUUGUAUUUAUUAUUGAAGUGUUAUAUAUUGAGUAAAAGAAGCUUUACAUGUAUAAUUGUGACUAUAAGUGAUGCAUUUAGAACAGGGUGGAAUGUUGUUGUUUAUUAUAAAUAUAUGGUGUAAUUUCUUGAAA